CCUCUGAUGCUACGGCGUGGGCUGUGGUCGCCGGAUGAAGACGAGCGAUUGAUCGAGUGCGUGCUCAAGCACGGCCACAGCCGAUGGAGUGACGUUCCAAAGCAUGCCGGUCUCAAGCGAUGCGGGAAGAGCUGCAGGCUGCGAUGGCUCAACUAUCUGAGACCGGAGCUCAACCACAGCGAUUUCUCGCCCCAGGAGGAGAAGUUCAUUGCGGAAAUGCAUGCAAUUGUGGGAAACAGAUGGUCCCAGAUUGCUGCAAAGCUCCCCGGUCGCACAGAUAACCAGAUCAAGAACUACUGGAACUCGAACAUCAGAAAGAAGUUCAAGGCGCUUGGGAUUGAUCCCGUGACAGUCUCUCAGACCCAGCAGUCUAUAGACACAACUUCCUCAGGCUCUACAAGUGAAUUCGAAGCUCCAAGUGCCGCUACUGCCAGAUCCACUGAAGUCGCCUCUUGGGCAUUCACAAACAGCAGCUGCAGCAGCAGCAGAAAUUUUCCAGCUUCGCAGAGCCAGCAGCACGAGGAUCAAGAACCCAGAAGUCAUGGUCUGGAGGCCACGAACAUCCUCGACCCUUUCGAUUUCGCAUAUAUUUUCGAGGAUUCCAGCAGCGGGAUGCUCCAGAGCAGCGAGUCGUGCAGAUCUUUCCUGGAGGAAGACUACUUAUUCUGGGCAGGAUUCUGCUCAAGAGCUUGCUCUGCGCCAGCAGCUUGCGAACAGGACGGCAAUCUCAUCGCCGCCAACACCCUGAUCGCUAAUCAUCUCGUCCAGAUGGUCCAGAUCUAUAUGUUUCCUAUGUGGAGAUCUAGCGAAAAUCACCACCCGGUUCUUGUACCAAGUCGUGGAUGUAGAGCCGCCUCGAAGCCCAGCAGGGGUGUAGAGGUGUUUGCAGGCUCCCGGAGGAUGGUGGAGGUGAAGUCGUCGGCGGUCACGGACACAGCGUCUCUGUCCAGGAUAAGAGAUUCAGCGGCGUCGCCCAAGCAGCCGAUCCUGUGUGAGCAACAUCUUUGUGGGCACCACACGACUUGCGAGCUCGUCCUUCCCGGGACUUCAAAUGAGGAGGAUUUGGAGGCCCCCACUGCCAAGAUUCGAGGCUGGCUUGGCCGCAAUCCCUCCACCAAGGGAAAGCAACGAGCGAGCGAGGCGAGCGUGAGACACGUCCUGUCACUGGAGAAGAGAAGGUUAUGGGCGAAGAGGAAUAUUUUCCUUCUCCACAGUGCUGUCCAGGAACUCAAAGGUCCCAAGUUUGGAUCUUGCAGGACAAUGGAAGUUAAUAGCAGUGGUAAGACAAAUCUUCGAACAAGGAGACCUUUGAUGGCACGGCGUGGGCUGUGGUCGCCAGAGGAAGACGAGCGAUUGAUGGAGUGCCUGCUCAAGCACGGCCACAGCCGAUGGAGUGACAUUCCAAAGCAUGCGGGUCUCAAGCGAUGCGGGAAGAGCUGCAGGCUGCGAUGGAUCAACUAUCUGAGGCCGGAGCUCAACCAUAGCGAUUUCUCGGCCCAGGAGGAGAAGUUCAUUGUGGAAAUGCAUGCAAUUGUGGGAAACAGGUGGUCCCAGAUUGCUGCAAAGCUCCCCGGUCGCACAGACAACCAGAUCAAGAACUACUGGAACUCGACCAUCAAAAAGAAGUUCAAGGCGCUUGGGAUUGAUCCCGUGACACACGCUAGAUCAACCUCUAUGCACACAACCUCCUCAGGGCUUAUUAGAAGUGAAUUCGAAGCUCCUGCCGCGAGUGCUGCUACUGCCAGAUCCACUGAAGUCGUGUCUUGGGCACUCACAAACAGCAGCAACAGCGGCGGCAGCAGUACUAGCAGCAGCAGCAGCAGAAAUUCUCCAGUUUCGCAGAGCCAGCAGCACGAGGAGCCCAGGAGUCAUCAAUGUCUGGUGGGUUUCGAGGCUGGGUCUGUUGCUGCUGCCGCUACGACCAUCCUCGACCCCUUCGAUCUCGCACACAUUUUCGAGGAGCCCAGCACCGAAAUGCUCCAGAGCAGCGAGUCGCGGGGCGGAUCUUUCCUGGAGGAAGAUGACUUGUUCUGGACAGGAUUCGGCUCGCAGGAAAAUCAUUCUUCGUUGAGUGAAAUCCGUAUAUUCCACGUGUAAACUAUCGCCACUGAAAAAAUAUGCCAGAGUGUAUAGAGAUACAAAAUCGCAUUUUCUAA
Selaginella moellendorffii is the source of this 2156-nucleotide messenger RNA. RefSeq lists its product as uncharacterized. Lineage: Eukaryota; Viridiplantae; Streptophyta; Lycopodiopsida; Selaginellales; Selaginellaceae. The transcript is spliced from 11 exons. The record is from RefSeq and is a predicted model, not a curated record. Bases 7 to 2097 code for a protein of 696 amino acids.